This is a messenger RNA of Effrenium voratum, 1233 nucleotides long. The record is from the annotation of a GenBank genome assembly. NCBI's taxonomy places the organism in Eukaryota, Dinophyceae, Suessiales, Symbiodiniaceae.
AUGACUCAUGUUGGGUUUAGGCGGCCGCCACCCCAGGACGUGAACGCGUUCGGCUUUGACACAGGCACCCGCCAGCUCACGCCGCUGCUGUGGUUCUGCGCCCGGCGCACGAAAUCGCGGCAGCCCAAGUGUCAGGUGGAGGUGGCAGAGAAGAUCUUGGGCCGCUUUCCGAUGGAGUCCAGCACGUGGGAGUACAAGGACGCUCGGGGCAACACCUUGCUGCACCAUCUCCUGCAGCCUCGGCCGGCGGGCGCACCAGCCCGCCCCGGCGCCCUAGCUCCGCCGCUGCCGAGCGACGCGGCGCUGGCGCGGCACGUGGCGCGGCGCCUGAGCUUGGCGCAGCUCUGCCACCGCAACGGGGCCAACCUCUGCGCGCUGUCCCUCGCGGAGAAGUGGGCAGAAAAGGAGGCGGUCUUCGAAGAGCUCCGGGACGAGAUUCAGGAGCUGAUGCUGCAGCGCUGCCGCAGCUUCCACGGCGCCCUGCUGCAGCUCGGGGAGCUGCUGGGCGCUUUGCGCCAGGGGCACUUUGCGGCGAGGGCCUGCGCGAUGCCCAGCGAGCGCCUGGAGGAUUUGAUAGAGCAAGUCGAGACCGCGAUGUUCAAGCUGGCGGUGGCACCUCGGAAGUAUGACUACCUCUUCAAGCUCUUGCUCAUCGGUGACUCGGGGGUGGGCAAGAGUUGCCUUCUGCUCCGAUUCGCGGAUGACACCUACACGGAGAGCUACAUCAGCACCAUUGGGGUGGACUUUAAGCUCCGCACUCUGGAACAGGACUCCAGGACCACGAAGCUGCAGAUCUGGGACACGGCUGGCCAGGAGCGGUUCCGCACCAUCACCAGCUCCUACUACCGGGGCGCCCACGGCAUCGUCGUGGUCUACGACGUCACCGACAAGGAGUCCUUCAACAACGUGAAGCACUGGGUCCAGGAGAUCGACAAGUACGCCGCCGAGGGGGUGACUAAGCUCUUGGUGGGCAACAAGUGCGACUUGUCCUCCAAGAAGGUCGUGUCCUACGACGAGGCGAAAGAGCUGGCGGACUCGCUGGGCAUCGAAUUCAUGGAGACCAGCGCCAAGAACGCCCACAACGUGGCUUUGGUGGAGCAGGCCUUCCAGAGCAUGGCUCGGGACAUCAAGCUGCGAGUGGCCUCGCUGCCCACUAAUAGGGCCAGAGGUGGUGGAGGCGGCGGCACCACACUGGGCGCGGGACGCCCAGCGCAGGGCGGGUGCUGCAAGUGA